CAGCUGACUGGAUUCUCCUGUGCUCCCACCCACUGAUGACUUAGGCUUCUCAAUCACUGAAUGAUUGAGAAGAAUUGUUGAUACUCAAAUAAAGCUCCCUCGUCUGCCCCACCAGUCCAUCAUGGGUGUUGGGAAGUCUAAACUAGAUAAGUGCCCUCUUUCUUGGCAUAAAAGAGACAGUGUGGAUGCAGAUCAAGACUGCCAUGAGUCCAACUCCAAGAACUCUGAGGUUGCGUCCUUGCGAGGUUUUGUGGAGCAUAGAAGUGGAGCAGAGCGGCCAACCGGAGAGCAGGACCGACCUGAGGCAGAGCGGGAGGGGCAUGAGGAGCAAGCCGAAGAAGAGUUCCUCAAGUUUGUGAUACUGCAUGCAGAAGAUGACACGGACGAGGCCCUCAGAGUCCAGGAUCUACUGCAAAACGACUUUGGUAUCAGGCCUGGGAUAGUUUUCGCGGAGAUGCCGUGCGGAAGAUUGCAUUUGCAGAAUCUAGACGAUGCGGUAAAUGGGUCGGCCUGGACGAUCCUGUUACUGACUGAGAACUUCCUAAGAGACGCCUGGUGUAACUUCCAGUUCUACACUUCCCUGAUGAAUUCUGUGAACAGGCAGCACAAGUACAACUCUGUCAUACCCAUGCGGCCCCUGAACAGCCCUCUUCCCAGGGAACGGACACCCUUGGCGCUGCAAACCAUCAAUGCCUUGGAGGAAGAAAGCCAAGGCUUUUCCACACAAGUGGAGAGAAUUUUCCGGGAAUCUGUAUUUGAGAGGCAACAAAGUAUAUGGAAAGAGACACGGAGUGUGAUGCACAGACAGUUCAUUGCCUGAAAUGGAGCGCACACCCGGCUCGCUCCUGUUUUGUAAACAAAAUGAUUCAUCUUCACUUACUAGUGUCGUUUCUAAGAAAUGCUUACAUGUGAGUCUGCUUCCAAGAAAUCUGUGGCGCACAAGAAAGGUACAUUUCUGCAGCCCUGGGAUUGUGGUCCUUUCAAACGACAGACUCAAGAUUGUCAGAGUUUCUGGCACUUUUCUUAAAGUUUUCAUAGUUUAUGAAUAUUCUUAACUCAUUUCUUGUAUUGAACCAUAAGGAGGCACGCAUGACAGACAUUUUCAAAAUAAUGAUGUUGAAGAUUCUCAAAAGACAUGAGGAAAAUGGCUCUAGCUGGGACAGGUCUGACCACCUCGCUCCCAGCUUCUUUCAUGAAUUUUAGUUACCACAGAGCAUCCCAGUGCUGUCACACAGAAACAUGGGUGGCCAGAACGGGACAUGGGCAGUUCUGACGUAGUAAGUAGGAGAUUAGAAGCAGACGUCGGGGCUGGGCGAUAGUGGCACUCGCCUUUAGUCCCAGCAUUUGGGAGGCAGAGGCAGGAAGAACUCUCUGAGUUCAUAGGCCAGCCUGACACACAAAGCUAAUUUUAGGAUAUCUAGGGCUACACAGAGAAACACUGUGGGGUGGGGGUGGGGAGGAGGUGGGACGGGGGUGGGGAGGCCAAGUCUGAGCAGUCAGGCUGUUGGAAAUAAUCCACCCAUGUGCAGUUUUAUUUCUGCUGGAAUUUGGAACUAGUUCCUAUCACAAAUUAGCAAUCCUUUCGAGAGUGUGGUAGCGAGGGACUCUCUGGAGAUGGACCCUGAUCUUGUUAGGUAUCUUCUGUGACCAGGGCUUUAAUUCACACGGCUUGUGAAAAAUAUGUGACUCACGAGCUGUUUGCCUUUAAAAUUAAUAACCAUUCAUGUUAGCCUUUAGAAAUGUCCCUUGCACAUAGUGUUUAACUCAGAGAAUAGUUCUUAUCUAGGACAGAGUGUGUGUAUGUGUGUGUGUGUGUGUGUGUGUGUGUGUGUGUGAGCCAAAGAGGCCUACACAGACCUGUACCUUUCCCUCAUAAAACUUCAACCCAUUUGAGACUGAAGCAGUUCAAACAAGUACAGACUGGGCAUGUGGCUAGGGAUGAGUCACGUCAAAUAAUGAGAAAGUGCCCGUUGGGGACCAGGAGACCUUAUUUGCUGUCCAAUCUCUGGCCCUGAGGAUGAAUGUGCCAGUGGGCAGCUAUUCUUCUUUGUCUGUGAAAUCAAAGGGUUGGAUUGAUGGCUCUCUAAGGGCUUUUGUCCUCU
This is a messenger RNA of Mastomys coucha (southern multimammate mouse), 2102 nucleotides long. RefSeq names its product toll like receptor adaptor molecule 2 (gene Ticam2). The coding region runs from base 122 to 820 and encodes 232 amino acids. The record is from RefSeq and is a predicted model, not a curated record. Gene Ontology annotation, molecular function: protein kinase binding. Gene Ontology annotation, biological process: positive regulation of natural killer cell activation; positive regulation of canonical NF-kappaB signal transduction; positive regulation of cytokine production involved in inflammatory response. The transcript has 2 exons. Lineage: Eukaryota; Metazoa; Chordata; Mammalia; Rodentia; Muridae.